ACGAACACAUUCAAGCAGACGUAAUAGAGAACUCGCGACGUAGUGAAUCAGUAGGCUUGCCAGUAACCUUUUAUCGCAUUUACAAAUCGUAAACACAAGUAAAUUAAUUUAUAAGAUGUUUUUUCUUUUUAAUGGUAAUAAGUAAUUUUUUAUUUAAAAAUAAAUAUUUAAAUUUUCCCGCGCAAUUAAAAAGUUUAUUAAUCAUUUAAAUUAUACAUAAAAAAAUAUUCAAAAUUAUUAAUCAAUUUUUAUAAUUAAUUGUGUGUUUAAACUUGACUGUAACCUUGUAAAUUGCCGACUGUAAUCAUCAUUGAUAAAUGCAGCGAAUAGUGUGAUAUAUAAGAGUGUCUUGUGAAAAAAUUAAAAAAAAAUUCAUAUAACCUAAAAAAUAAAAUAUCAACUUUCUGAAAAAAAAAAAAAAAAUUUUUUUUAAUUUAAUGCUUUGAUUAAUGAAAUUAAAAAUUAAAAAUGAUAAUAGAAUUUUUUUGCACAUUGUUAUUGAUAAUAUUAAUUAUUUAUUAUUGGUCAAUAUCAACUUACGGUUAUUGGCGUGAACGCAAUGUACCGGGGCCGGAUCCUUCACCAUUGGUCGGUAAUUUCAAAGAUGUAUUGAUGGGUAAAAAAUCAUUCGGACGUUGGCUUGAUGAUUAUUAUGCUCAAUAUCCAAAUGAUAAAUUUAUUGGAGUAUUUAUACGCCGGCAGCCAUUGUUAAUAAUAAGAGAUUUGAAUAUUUUAAGAGAUAUAUUCAUACGAGAUUUUUCGAAAUUUCCUGACCGUGGUUUGAAAACAUUCGAACAUGCGGAGCCACUGUCGCAGCAUCUUGUGAAUCUUGACCACACGAAAUGGCGGCCGCUACGUCACAAAUUGUCACCGGCAUUUACCUCUGGUAAAUUGAAAGAAAUGUUUUAUUUAUUGGUAGAGUGUGGGGAUAAUUUCAAAGAUUACGUUACCAAAAUAGUCAACAAAGAAAGUGACGGAAUAAUUGAAGUUAGAGAUUUAACAGCACGUUUUACGACAGAUGUUAUUGGCACGUGCGCAUUCGGGCUUCAAUUGAACGCAAUGGCUGAUGAGGAAAGUGAGUUUCGUAAGAUGGGAAAAUACGUUUUCAAUAUUGAUUGGAAAAAAUUAAUAAGGUUCCGUAUCAGAGAGGCCGCACCAUGGUUGUACAGAUUACUGGCGCCCAUAAUGCAUGACAGUGUGGUAACCAACUUUUUUACAAAUAUUAUGAAGGACACUAUUGAAUACCGCAGGGCUAAUAAGGUCGUUAAACAUGAUUUCAUUGAUUUGAUUAUGGAGUUACAAGAUAAUCCGGAUAAAAUAGAUAUUAAGUUAACAGACACGCUGUUGACUUCACAGUUAUUUGUAUUUUUUUUGGCGGGAUUUGAGACUUCUUCGACGACAAUGAGUAAUGCGCUUUAUGAGUUGGCCCAGCAUCAUGAUUAUCAGGAUAAAUUGAGGGAUGAAAUUAGAGGAGUGCUCAAGAGCAAUGAUGGAAGACUCAGUUAUGAGUUGGUCAAAAAUAUGAAAUUCAUGGAUAUGAUCUUUAAAGAGACGUUGAGAAAAUAUCCACCCGCAACGUUUUUAAUCAGACGUGCAGACACCAAUUAUACAUUUACUGACACAAACGUAACUAUCAGAAAAGAUAUACGAGUCAUGAUCCCCGUGAUGGCAAUCCAUCAUGAUCCUGCAGUCUACAAAGACCCAGAAGUAUUCAAUCCCGAUCGAUUCACUGAUGAGGAGAUUGCUGCGAGGCACCCGAUGAGUUUUUUGGCUUUUGGUGAUGGGCCAAGAAAUUGUAUUGGUGCAAGAUUUGCCAACCAUCAAACAAAAGUUGGUCUUAUAAAACUUCUUGAAAACUUCAAAGUGGAUGUUUGCGAAAAAACAGAAAUUCCAUAUGAAGUUAAUCCCAGAAGUUUUUUGUUAGCUCCGAAAAAUGGAAUUUAUUUAAAAUUUUCUAAAAUUUAAUAUUUUAUAGAUAAAUUAUUUGUUUUUCUGCAUUUAAGUUUGUGAUUUUUGUUACCAUAAAUUUAAAUAAAUUUAUCAAAUUUGUGAUAACAAAAAUUAUUGUUAUAUAUUUAAGGGAUAUUAGAUAAGAUAACGAAAAAAUGCGAGGCAAAAUGGGUCGUUUUAAAUUUUAUUUAUGAACUCAAUCUACACAUAGGAAUGGAGGGGGGGAGAUAGGUCAUAUGGACACUAAUGGUGUAGGGUAAAUUCCGUUUAGAAAUAUAUUUUUUGCAGAAGAUCUCAUUUUGCCAUUUUCAAAAUUUAUGUUAUAAUGUUUUAUUUUGUCAAACAAUGCCGAACAUUACGAAACCCCGCCCCAACUCGCUGCAUUGUGAGAAAAAAAUAUAUAUAUAUAUAUUUAUACCCACCAUUAUUGUCAUCAUGCGGGCCAUUUUGCCUCACAUAUUUUUUAUAACUAAAAAAUAAUGAUACCAAAAAAAAAAAUUAAUUUCUAUUUAAAUCAAAUUUUUUAAUUUAUCAUAACAAAUAAUUUUUCUUGUAUUUAGUAAAAUAAUUUAAUUCUUAAUUAAAUCGUUAGAUUUUUUAUUAAAUAAAUAAACUUUUCCGAUUUUUAAAAAUUAAUUUGGCAUUAAAAUGAAACUUCUAUAUACUGA
This is a messenger RNA of Microplitis demolitor, 2618 nucleotides long. Its product is annotated as probable cytochrome P450 6a14. Lineage: Eukaryota; Metazoa; Arthropoda; Insecta; Hymenoptera; Braconidae. Bases 469 to 1965 code for a protein of 498 amino acids. The transcript has 3 exons. The record is from RefSeq and is a predicted model, not a curated record. Gene Ontology annotation, molecular function: iron ion binding; oxidoreductase activity, acting on paired donors, with incorporation or reduction of molecular oxygen; monooxygenase activity.